AUGUACUCACGGAUUCUGAUAAGUCACUUUCCAGGUGCCGUCCUUUUCAUAAUUCUGGGAUCUCUCAAUGUUCAGAACUCGAUGACGAAGUUUGAUAUGUUUCAAGAGCCCAUGAUGCUCGGCAUAGGCCUUGAGCUUUGUGCAUCCACUGUACCUGUCAAUGACGGGUCCGUACAACAAAGCUGUCAACUGCAAAAAUCUAGCUCAAUAUUUGAUCUACAUAUGAACUUUGAGAAUUUGGGAACCGAGUUUAUCAGUAAUUCUGUGGCUCCGGAAUACGUAUUCAAAAUGCCUCCAAAGUCGAAGAAGGCCGAGACCACCGCUGCCGCCGCUGCUCCUGCUGCCGAGGAGCCAGCCCCAGCUGAGCCAGCUGCUCCAGUCGAGGAGCCACCAAAGGCAGAAGAGCCAUCUGCCGCGAAGCCUGCCGACAAAAAGCAGGUUGUCACCAAAUCCGGUCGGGCAGUUCGUGCCGCAAAGAAGCCGUUGCCGACACCAGCCGUCGAGUCGGACCAGGAGAAGGAGGACGACGAGUAUCAAGGUGAUGAGGACGAUGAGGAGGUCACCUUCGAGCCGGCUCCAAAGAAGAAGGCUCGUGGAAAACGAAGCUACGACGAAGACGUCGACUAUGGAAAGGCGAAGAAGUCUGGUAGAAAGACUACUGUCAAGAAAGGUGGAUCCAAGCCAUCCACUAGAACUACGGCUCGCAAGAACGUUCCAUCCGAGGAGGAGGAAGAAGAAGAAGAGGAGGAAGAGAAGGAGGUGAAGAACAAUAAGGGAGCAGGAAAGAAAGCUCACGCUGAAAGCGAUGGAGACUCAUCGGAUGGCGAGGCUCCAGCUCGCAAGGCACCACAACGUGCCAGCGGACGCACUCGCAUGUCGGGAGCUCCACCAUCGGCUCGUCUUGCCGCCAACAAGAAGAAGAACGACGACUCGGACUAG
Molecule: messenger RNA, 939 nt
Organism: Caenorhabditis remanei
Lineage: Eukaryota; Metazoa; Nematoda; Chromadorea; Rhabditida; Rhabditidae
Exons: 5
Coding region: 1-939 (312 amino acids)
Source: RefSeq, a predicted model, not a curated record